UUCUUCAUCUGAAGAACACGAGGAACUAAGCAAACUAAAAAUGGCUUUCGUUAAGAAUAUCUUACUCCUGUUCGCUAUCCUGAUCCCUGCGGCAAUCCUAGCUCAAAAUGGUACAGAUGUACCUCCAAGCUCGGAUGGACCAUCGUCGGACUCCCCCAACGGUGGCAGCACCGAACCACCGAUGCCAUCAUCAGCGUCAGGACCAUUCGACCACUUCUCCUUCAAGCCUCCCAAGUUCGACUGGCCUACCGUACCUGGAAUCUUCGGCGGCGGUUCCCGUAACAAGAGGGCUGCAUCUGAGCCUGUGGACGCGGAACACGCUCGCCAGGACCAUGCAUUCUUCCGCCGUGUGAUUAGGUGCAACUUCUUGACCGAGGGAGGCUUCAGGUGCACGUCUUGUAAUACAGUCCGCCGCUGCUAUCCUUUCAACAUCGGCACAGUCUCUACUUGCAGCGGACUGUUCCCCUACUGCAGGAACGGACAAUGUUCCAUGACGAAGGGAGCCCUUUGCACUGACACUACAUCAACUUCAUCUACUUCCUCUACAUCUACUGAUUCUACUAGCACUUCUAGUUCCUCGAGUUCUUCAUCCAGCUCCUCAUCGAGCUCAUCUUCUUCAAGCACCUCCACCUCUACCACCAAGAGUAAAUAAACUGGAGAAGUUCCUGAUAUGAUCGUAUUUGGCAGAAUAAAUCAACACAGAAUUGGAAAUAUUGAUUUGUUUACUUAUUGAUAUUGUUUUAAACCAUAUAUUCAAUAAAAUGUAU
Messenger RNA from Spodoptera litura, 767 nucleotides. RefSeq lists its product as uncharacterized. Lineage: Eukaryota; Metazoa; Arthropoda; Insecta; Lepidoptera; Noctuidae. The record is from RefSeq and is a predicted model, not a curated record.